UGUUUUUUUUUUUAAUUAGUUGAAUUCUCUUCCCCUUUCUGAUUACUUUAUUCCCCACAAUCAUAUGUCAUAACUCAUAACCAUAAUCGCAGGAACUUCCCCUUCCUCCGUCGAUGUUCUAAUUUCUCCAACCAAUCAUGCUUUGAUCAAACGAAACUCCCCAUAGAUUUCCAUAUAUUUGUCUUCAAGAUCAAUCAAUCAUGGCAACCAAAGGGAAUACAGGAGACAACAGGACUCGUAGAUCUUUUUCUAUCUUCGUACUAUUUGGUUUAUGUUGCUUCUUCUAUCUCUUGGGUGCUUGGCAAAGAAGCGGUUUUGGGAAAGGAGACAGCAUAGCUCAUGAAAUAACAAGAAGAGCCGAUUGCAGUGUCAUUUCAAAUCUAAACAUCGAGACUCACCAUGGCGUCGGAGUAAAAAACCCUAAUGAUUUACGAUCAAAAAGCGAAGCUUUUAAACCCUGUGAUGAUCGAUUCAUUGAUUACACACCUUGUCAUGAUCCAAUGCGAACUAUAAACUAUAAAGAACGACAUUGUCCUCCCAAUGCUGAAAAGCUACGCUGUCUAAUUCCAGCUCCAAAAGGGUACGCGACACCAUUUCCAUGGCCCAAAAGUCGUGAUUAUAUCCCAUUUGCUAAUGCACCCCAUAAGAGCUUAAUAGAAAAAGAUACUCAAAAUUGGAUUCGACAUGAAGGAAAAGUUUUUAGGUUCACUGGUGGAGGACCUCAGUUUCCUCAUGGGGUUGAUUCAUAUAUUGAUCAAAUGGCGUCUGUUAUCCCAUUAGGGAAUGGACUAAUUAGAACUGCUUUAGACAUUGGAUGUGGGGUUGCAAGUUUUGGUGCGUAUUUGUUCAAGAAAAAUGUUAUAACCAUGUCGUUUUCACCAAGAGAUUCUCAUGAAGCACAAGUGCAAUUUGCUCUUGAAAGAGGUGUCCCUGCUUUUAUUGGUGUUCUUGAUACUAUAAAGCUUCCAUUUCCUUCAAGAUCCUUUGACAUGGCUCAUUGUUCUAGGUGCUCAAUUCCAUGGGCCCAAAAUGAUGGAAGCUACAUGAUGGAAAUUGACCGAGUUUUGAGACCUGGUGGCUAUUUUGUGCUUUCGGGCCAUUUGGAAGAGGAGCAAAAGAAAAUUGAGGAGAUAGCUAAACUUGUUUGUUGGGAGAAGAAACACGAGAAGGGCGAAAUGGUCAUUUGGAGAAAGCGAGUCAAUAACGAUCAUUGUCAAGAAAGAGAGUCUCGUGUUAAAACGUGCGAAUCCACAAGUGUAAAUGAUAUCUGGUACAAGAAGAUAGAAGCUUGUGUAACCCCUUACCCAAAAACCAACAAUUCAAAUGAAGUUGCAUUAUUCCCACAAAGACUUUAUGAUAUUCCUCCAAGAAUUUCAAGUGGCUCAAUACAUGGAAUCUCCAAUGAGUCAUUCAAAGAAGACACAAAGUUAUGGCAAAAACAUUUGAAUGGUUACAAGAGGGUAAAUAAGAUAAUCGCCUCAGGGCGUUAUCGUAAUAUUAUGGAUAUGAAUGCUGGUGUUGGAAGUUUUGCUGUAGCAAUUGAAUCUCCUAAAUCUUGGGUUAUGAAUGUGGUACCCACAAUAUCCAAGAAAGACACUCUUGGUGUCAUUUAUGAGAGAGGUUUGAUUGGCAUAUAUCAUGACUGGUGUGAAGCGUUCUCCACAUACCCAAGGUCAUAUGACCUAAUUCAUGCUCAUGGUCUUUUCAGCUUGUAUAAAGACAAGUGUAGCUAUGAAGAGAUUCUUCUAGAAAUGGAUAGGAUUUUAAGACCUGAAGGAAGUGUAAUAAUUCGUGAUGAUGAAAUUGAAGUGAUGAAGGUGAAAAAGAUUGUUUCAGGAAUGAGAUGGAAUACAAAAAUGGUGGAUCAUGAAGAUGGCCCACUUGUUUCAGAAAAGAUGCUGUUUGUAGUCAAACAAUAUUGGGUUGUAGGUGACAAUAACUCACCAUCUUCUAGAUGAUAAUAAUGAUUAUUUUUUAAGGGUAUUGAGAAAUUCAUGAAUAUUAGGGAGGGUGGUCAACUAUGAUUAUUAUCAGUUGACUUUCAUGUAGUAGGGAUUUAGAUUGACUUUUUAAUACUAUACACAUUGGGUUUUAAGUGUUUUCUUAGUUUGGGCUUCGAAACUAACAUAAUGUACAAGGGUAAACAACAAUUUUUUAUGCUAUUUAUGUAUGGGUA
Molecule: messenger RNA, 2176 nt
Organism: Lactuca saligna
Lineage: Eukaryota; Viridiplantae; Streptophyta; Magnoliopsida; Asterales; Asteraceae
Source: the annotation of a GenBank genome assembly